CACGUGAAGCGUCCCGCUCCGACGCCGAAUGCGAGCUCGUGCCGCCCGGCAACGUCACACUCAACUUAAAAGCAACCCGUCCGGCGUGUCGCACGUCAAAAACUUCCCCGUUUGCCCAACCACACUACGCACAUCUCGUGUUCAAUUCCAACUUCUCCCCACCCAUCUUCGAACGUCGGAUUGCUUCUACCCCGCUGCUUUCCUCACCUCACGAUUCAUCGAUCAUGUCUUGGCAAGCCUACAUCGACACAAGCCUCGUCGGCACCGGCAACCUCGACCGCGCGGCAAUCUUCAAUAGCGAGGGCAACAGCGUGUGGGCCACGUCGCCCGCCUUCACCGUCACGCCGGGCGAGAUGCAGGCCGUCGUGGCGGCGUACAAGGACAAGGGCGACGCGCAGGGCGUGAAGCAGGUGCAGAGCUCCGGCUUGCACAUUGCGGGCGAGCGGUUCGUCGUGCUCAAAGCCGACGAUCGGAGUAUUUAUGGGAAGAAGGGUCGAGAAGGCGUGGUUAUUGUCAAGACUACGCAGGCUCUGCUCGUCACGCACUACCCGGAGCACGUACAGCCUGGCGCGGCGGCGAAUACGGUCGAGCAGCUAGGCGACUACCUCAUCAAAGCGGGAUAUUGA
Neohortaea acidophila is the source of this 626-nucleotide messenger RNA. RefSeq names its product profilin. Gene Ontology annotation, molecular function: actin monomer binding. The record is from RefSeq and is a predicted model, not a curated record. Gene Ontology annotation, cellular component: cell cortex. Bases 225 to 626 code for a protein of 133 amino acids. The transcript is spliced from 4 exons. Lineage: Eukaryota; Fungi; Ascomycota; Dothideomycetes; Mycosphaerellales; Teratosphaeriaceae.